GGUAAGCCUUCAGGAAGAUCAAUCGACACGCUUGCAGUUGGUGCGGGCGCGAAAAAAAGCUUCGCGAGAGGCUCAUCCCCGCCCGCAGCAUCAAGCAGAUCGCGGAAGCACCGCUGGCUGCGGUGCAGACGGCGCUCGGCGAUGACAAGGGCGCCAGAGCGCUCCAGAACGCCUGCAAGGCGGCCCUCAAGCGUGAGCCGUCCGCCCCGGCCAAACGAGGCGCAGCGGAUUCUGCGACUUCCCAAGCGAAGCGGCCCAAGACCGACUUGUUCAUGACUGGGCCCGUCGAGAUGACCCCGCAGGAGCAGGAGAAGGCGCUCGAGCUGCCGCUGUGCAUGGACGAAGAGCGCAUCUCGCAGACGGUCAUAGAGACCAACAGGGCCCCGCUCGUCCUGGCGUUUGCCGUCGAGCUCUUGCGGCACACCAUGCCCCAGCAGCCGUUAUCGAGCCGGCUCAGCUUGGCACAGGCCGUUGUCAGCGCAAACUCGAGGUCGAAGGCCGUCAGCAUCGGGCUGGAGAAGGGGCCGAGCGCAGACGAGGAAGGAUGGGGCGAGGGCCAACCGCGGGUGAAGGUGAUGGGCAGGGAGAUUGCCGUGCUCAAGAGGGGAGGCUACGAGUGGCGGGGGGAAGAGAAGGUGGGAGAGCACGGGGCUGAGGGCGCAAAAGCCGGGAGUGCAGUUUCAGAAACACAGGCAGAAACGGAAACGCAAGCCUCCUCGGCAACCGUAACCUUCGAACCGACCCCGAAGUCCACCUGGGCAGCAAGCCAGCCCAUCACCCUCAAGGGCUCCACGUUCAUCGCCCGCGCCACACACAUCAGCGACCCAGCCCAGCGGCAAGUCCUCAUGCAGUCGCUCUUCGCCGAGGUCCCUACCCUCAAAACCGCCACCCACAACGCCUGGGCCUAUCGUCUCCGCCCGCCGCCCGACGCAGCCCCGGGUGCGCGAAUCCGCGAGGAGGCCUUCGACGACGGCGAAACCGGCUGCGGCGAGCUGAUGCUGCGUGUCAUGCGCGAGUCCAACACGGUCGACACGCUCGUCGUGCUGACCCGCUGGUUCGGCGGGACCCUGCUGGGCCCGGACAGGUGGCGGCUGAUGCGCAACUGCGUCGCGGCCGCGCUGGCCGAGCGGCUGCGCAAGACGGGCGCCGAAGUCACCCUCGGAGGCGAGGCGCUCUGGGGGCUGGAUCUGGAGGCCGCGCGGGCGAGGCAGACGGCCACGGUGGGCGGGUACGGCAGCGGCACGCCGGCGCACCAGGUCGUCACCGGCGUGGUGGGCAUGCAUAUCCACCGCCCCGAGGCGGCGAGGGCUUAUCUGAUGAAGAGCUUUGCCAGCGCGCCGGCGCAGGAGCAGGACGCGGCGGGCAAGAGUCCAAAAAAGGUAAAAACGCAGAAGGCGGUGCAGGCGGAGAAGGAGGAGAACCUCGGGCUGCUGCUCGGGGCGCUGAGGAUCGUGUACGACAGCUGGGCCGACCACCUCGACGCAGCCGAGCUGGAUAGGAGGGCAUGGGGAUGGUACGUUGCGGUGAGGCCAGAUGUGGAGAGUGGGCAGGCCGGCUGGGGCGCGAAGGGAAAGGUCAAGCUGAGCGACGUGUUGAAGUUGAGGAGGCCGGGCAGUUGACAAUUGAGCACUGGGAUACGCACAGCGGCACCGUCAUGAAAUUCUGAUGAACCA
Thermothielavioides terrestris NRRL 8126 is the source of this 1673-nucleotide messenger RNA. RefSeq lists its product as uncharacterized. The record is from RefSeq and is a predicted model, not a curated record. Gene Ontology annotation, cellular component: cytoplasm. Gene Ontology annotation, biological process: regulation of translational initiation. The transcript has a single exon. The coding region runs from base 291 to 1619 and encodes 442 amino acids. NCBI's taxonomy places the organism in Eukaryota, Fungi, Ascomycota, Sordariomycetes, Sordariales, Chaetomiaceae.